AUGACCUUCCGGCACAAACGCCAGCCCGCCGCGGCCGGGGAAGCCGAGUCCCAGUCCGUCCACUCGUCCCCAGACACGUCGUCUUCUUCCUCGUCCUCCCGGCGCCUCUCCCUCUCCCGCACACUCUCCACACUGCGCCUCAGGCCGGCCGACCCCAACGCACCCCCCGUCGCCAAACCGCCCGGCCGCGGCAUCGGCGUCCACGUCCACAAGAUCACCACCGCCGCCGGGGUCCCCUUCAACAGGGCCGCCAACCUCUUCGGCGCCGAGGGGUGGUUCCCGCAGACCAUGCCCCGCGAGUGCGCCAAGGCCGCCCGGAUCCUCAAGUCCUUCACCGACGAGCCCCUCGGCGGCGGCUCCACGGACCCGGCCGGCACCGCCCUGGGCGGCGACGAGCCCUUCCACCCCUUCGGCGUCACCCGCCGCGCCCUCGUCGCCAUCCCCCACCAGGUCCUCGCCCACUGCGCCGGCCUCGCCAUCUUCAACACCCUCCGCGCGGGCGCCUACAUGGGCUCUCUCGCUGCCGGCUCCGGCCUUGUCGUCGCCCGCCGCCCGGACGGCACCUGGUCCCCGCCCUCGACCUUUGUCGUCUCCACGCUCGGCGCCGGCCUCAUGUUCGGCCUCGACAUCUACGAGUGCGUUCUCGUCCUCAACACCGCCGCCCAGGUCGCCGCCUUCGCGCACCCGCGCCUCUCGCUCGGCGCAGAGACCUCGGUCGCCAUCGGCCCCGUCGGAACGGGCGCCGCCGUCGAGGCCGCCGCGUCGAGGACCUCGCGGCCCAUGUACAGCUACAUGAAGUCCCGCGGCCUCUGGGCCGGCGUGCAGGUCGACGGCACCAUCAUCCUUGCGCGCCACGACUGCAACGCCGUGGCGUACGGCGACCGCCGCAUCUCGGCGCGCAGGAUCUUGCAGACCCAGGCCGAGUGGCCCGAGGGGUCGCUGCCGCUGUGGCAGGCGCUGGUCGCGCUCGAGGGGCGCUACGCGAUGGACCCGGACAUCGCGAGGGAGCUGGCCUUGAUGGGGCCGCCCGGGAACCUGACCCCGCCGCCGGAGGAGGAGGACGAGGAGGAGCCUGCGCCGGCGUACACACCUCGUGUCGCCCCGCCGUUCCGGUCGAAUUGCGGCGGCGAGGAGGGCGUCACGAGCGGGAGCAAGAAUGGCGGGACGCCCGUUGUGCAAGACAAGGAGAGGCUUCGCCGGACGAGCUGA
Molecule: messenger RNA, 1209 nt
Organism: Colletotrichum navitas
Lineage: Eukaryota; Fungi; Ascomycota; Sordariomycetes; Glomerellales; Glomerellaceae
Exons: 1
Coding region: 1-1209 (402 amino acids)
Biological process (GO): regulation of ruffle assembly
Cellular component (GO): ruffle membrane
Molecular function (GO): phosphatidylinositol binding
Source: RefSeq, a predicted model, not a curated record